Spea bombifrons (plains spadefoot toad) is the source of this 1586-nucleotide messenger RNA. Its product is annotated as mucin-5B-like. Lineage: Eukaryota; Metazoa; Chordata; Amphibia; Anura; Pelobatidae. Bases 12 to 1586 code for a protein of 524 amino acids. The record is from RefSeq and is a predicted model, not a curated record. The transcript is spliced from 5 exons.
CAACGUUCAUAAUGCAAUCUUCUACUGAACUACCCACCCAGUGCAGAACUCAGUGCCAUUGGACUUCCUGGUUCAAUGAAAAUCACCCAGCAUCACAUAAGGAAGGAGAUAGAGAAAGUUUUGAGAUAAUUACUGCGAAAGGUAAAACAGUCUGCAAAAGCAAAAUGCACCUUAAGGAUAUUCAGUGCAGGGCUGUGAAUUUUCCAAAAGUACCACUUAAAAAGUUGGGCCAAGUAGUUCAAUGUGAUCUGUCCUCUGGAUUGAUUUGUGAAAGCAAAAAUAAUAGGGGACGCUUCAAAAUGUGCUUUGACUAUGAAAUCAUGUUCUUGUGCUGUGACGAUAGACAUUGUCCUCCAGUUAAUUUACAUUCUACCUCUAUAAGCACAACACAAAAAACAUCAGUAGUUUCAAGUACCAUUAUCAUUCCAACAAAAACACAUUUAGUAGCCACACAAUCUCCCUCCAGACUUCCACCUCAUUUAAGUACAACGAAAGGCUAUUCUACAUUGACAUCUUCACAACUGACAAGAACACAAAAAAAUGAAACAGCAAACAAAAUAACAAUUGGGACAUCUCCCCAAAUAUCCUCCUCACCUACUGGCUUCUCCAUUGCUCCUAAAACGAGUCCUUCUAAUACUUUAACAAAAUCUGGAGGAACUUCAUUUGCAGUUCUUGAAACAACAAAAAUGAACAAGCCUACAACGUUAGUGAUAGUGCCUUCAACUGUUACAUCCGAGGACUGCUCUCCAAGAUGUUACUGGACCAUAUGGUUUGACGAAAAUCAUCCAGGAUCACGCAAUAAAGGAGACUCCGAGAGUUUUGAAACAAGCUCCUUAAAAGGGAAGCACGUCUGCAAAAGUAAAACACAUCUUAAGGAUAUUCAGUGCAGGGCUGUGAAUUAUCCAAAUGUACCACUUGAAAAAUUGGGCCAGAUUAUUCAAUGUGAUCUAUACUCAGGACUAAUUUGUCAGAAUCAAAAUAAUAAAGGCUUAUUUAAUAUGUGCCUAAACUAUGAGAUAAGGUUCUUGUGCUGUGAUGAUGAUAGCCAUUGUUUAAGAGUCAGUACAAAUUCUAGUCCUAGCACAUUUGACCUUUCAACAACUACAUCUGAUUCUGAAGAAGGUCAUCUCACAUCCAUAUCAUCAGUGGCAGCAGAUACUUCCAAAAGUCUAAAAAUAACUGCUAAAAGCAACACUACAAGUCAUCCGAUUUCCCUUCCAUCAUCUGUCUUGACACAGACUUCACAACAAAGUACUUCUCCACUGGCAACCACUCAAACAGAACGGCCUGAUACGUGCAUGGUUGAUGGCUCUACUUUUGAGGUGGGAUCCCCUGUUCCUUCCCCACCACAGACCUGUCAAGAUUGUAAAUGCAUUUGGUCCUUGAAUGGUGCAUUUGUAAAGUGCAUGCCAACGGUGUGCCAGGAAAACUGCCAGCUUCCUGGAAAAUCCUGGCAUCCAGCUGGUAAUAACUGUACUGGUUAUGAGUGUGAGCCAGACACCUUGAUGGUUGUUAAAAAGGUUGUUUCUUGUCCAGAGCAGAAAAAUUUAACAUGUGAACAGAUAGAUAACAACAAAUCUGCAUAG